Molecule: messenger RNA, 6033 nt
Organism: Oryctolagus cuniculus (rabbit)
Lineage: Eukaryota; Metazoa; Chordata; Mammalia; Lagomorpha; Leporidae
Source: RefSeq, a predicted model, not a curated record
GCUGAUCCGCUGCCCCCUCCACCCCUGUGGUCCAGAUCCUCAGUAGCCCUGCAUCCGGGGGACAGGCACAGGCCGGCCUGGCCUUGUGGUGCAGAGCUGCCAGAGGCCACGGUGGGGGGCAUCAGCCACGUGCUUUCCCCCAGGGAUCCUCAGCCUCUGGGUAGAUAGAACUGCACAGUGUGGACAGGGUUCCCUCAGACCCGUGGGGCUGAGGAGAUGCAGUGUAGGCAGGGUUCCCUGUGACCCGGGGGUGCUGAGUGGAGGUGACUGCAGUGUGGACAGGGUUCCCUGUGACCCAGGGGGACUGAGUGGAGGUGACUGCAGUGUGGACAGGGUUCCCUGUGACCCAGGGGGACUGAGUGGAGGUGACUGCAGUGUGGACAGGGUUCCCUGUGACCCAGGGGGACUGAGUGGAGGUGACUGCAGUGUGGACAGGGUUCCCUGUGACCCGGGGGUGCUGAGUGGAGGUGACUGCAGUGUGGACAGGGUUCCCUCUGACCCGGGGAGGGGGGACUGAGUGGAGGUGACUGCAGUGUGGACAGGGUUCCCUCUGACCCAGGGGGACUGAGUGGAGGUGACUGCAGUGUGGACAGGGUUCCCUGUGACCCAGGGGGACUGAGUGGAGGCGACUGCAGUGUGGACAGGGUUUCCUGUGACCCAUGGGGGCUGAGUGGAUGUGACUGCAGUGUGGACAGGGUUCCCUCUGCCCCAGGGGUGCUGAGUGGAGGUGACUGCAGUGUGGACAGCGUUCCCUGUGACCUGGGGGGACUGAGUGGAGGUGACUGCAGUGUGGACAGGGUUCCCUCUGCCCCGGGGGGGAAGUGCUGAGUGGAGGUGACCGCAUGAGGACUUGGUGCCUCUGGCCUGCGGGGACGAUGCGGCGGGAAGAGGACUGUCCAGGCCUCGCUCCUGCAGUCCUGCAGUACCCAGCAGUGGUGCUCUGCUGGGCGUUUUCCGCGUGCGGUCGUAUUCGGUCAUUACAGCAGACCCAGUGUGUUUCUUGGGACUCUGACACUUGAAGAAGCUUCCUCUCUGCCCGGGGCCACACUUCCAGGUGCAGGUGGCGCAGUCUGUCUGGAGCAGGAGGGGCCUCUGCAGCCCCUGCCCCUUGACCUCGUCCGUCUUUCCCAGGAAGCCCUGCCUGUGCACCCUGCAGUACCCUGUUGGCGCUGCUCCCCGGAAGGCUCCGGCUCGUUCCGGUCUGGCACCUGCGUGUGGCGUCAGAUGCCUCAGGUUUGAGAAACAGCCCUUGGGGCUCUUUUCAGGGAGCCGCAGCUUAGGGACACGUGAGGAGGGCAGCUAGGCUCGGACGAGCCGGCCCAGAGCAGUGCUGGUUCUGUUCUCCACCCGUCAGGGGCUUAGAGCAUCCUGAAUUCUACAGCAGGACUGGCCUCACGAGUGCGGUUGUAUGUUCUUUAAAAUAAUUAUUUGAAACAGAGAAAGGGAGGGAGGGACAGAGGGAGCUCACGCGUGCUGUCAUCCAGUGGUUCAUCCCCCCAGUGCGCACAACAGCUGGAGCUAGACCGAGGCCGGAACCAGGAGCCAGUGAUCAGUAUCCCACGUGGGUAGGGCAGGGAACCAACCAAGCCGCCACCCGCUGCCUCCCAGGGUCUGCGUUAGCAGGAAGCGAGAAUCAGGAGCCUGAGUCGGGAUUUCAACACAGGUGCUCAGUAGCAGAGUGGUAUCUCUUUAAAAUAUAUAUUUAUUGGGACUAGUGUUGUGCAUAGCAGGUUAAGCCACCGCCUGCAACACCAGCAUCCCGUUUGGGUGCUGGUUCGAGUCCUGGCUGCUCCACUUCCUGCCCAGUUCCCUGCUGAUGGCCUCGGAAAAUAACAGAAGAUGGUCCACGUGUUUGGGUCCCUGCCACUCAUGUGAGAGAGCUGGGUGGACCCCCAGCUCCUGGUUGCAGCCUGGCUCAGCCCUGGCCAUUGCGGCCAUCUGGGAGUGAACCAGCACAUGGAAGACCUCUUUGUCUCUCUUUAACUAUUUCACAUAAAAUAAAUAAAUCUUUAAAGUUAUUUAUUUGUUUGAAAGCGAAAGAGGUGCCGGCGCCGCGGCUCACUAGGCUAAUCCUCCGCCUAGCGGUGCCGGCACACUGGGUUCUAGUCCCGGUCGGGGCACCGGAUUCUGUCCCGGUUGCCCCUCUUCCAGGCCAGCUCUCUGCUGUGGCCAGGGAGUGCAGUGGAGGAUGGCCCAGGUGCUUGGGCCCUGCACCCCAUGGGAGACCAGGAAAAGCACCUGGCUCCUGCCAUCGGAUCAGCGCAGUGCGCUGGCCGCGGCGGCCAUUGGAGGGUGAACCAACAACAAAGGAAGACCUUUCUCUCUGUCUCUCUCUCUCUCACUGUCCACUCUGCCUGUCAAAAAAUUAAAAAAAAAAAAAAUUAAAUUAAAAAAAAAAAAAAAGAAAGCAAAAGAGACAGAUCUCCCAUCUGGUUCGUUCCCCAGUGCCCGUGACAGCUGGGACUGGGCAGGUUCAGAACUCCAGCCCAGUCUGCCGCAUGGGUGGCAGUCACCUCACUGCCUGAGCCAACACCUGUGGCCUCCCAAAGUGCCCACUAGCAGGACAGGAGCUGGGACUCGACCGGGCACUGCUGUAUUGAGUCAGGGGUCCCAGGCAGCGUCUUGACUGCUGUGCCAGACACCCCCUCCAGGGUCUCCCUGCCUUUUCAGCCCUCUCUGUUUAUUGCCUAACUCCGCACCUGGUGCCUAGUAAAUGCCUAAGAAUUGGCCGUUUCUAAUUUUCCAUUGUUAGAAUUAACACAAGGAUGAGAAUCUUUGUAAUGCAGCUUUUUCUUUCUUUUUUCUUUUUAAAAAGAUUUUUAUUUAUUUAUUUGAGAGGUAGAGUAAGACAGUGAGAGGAAGAGGCAGAGAGAAAGGCCUUCCUUCCGUUGGUUCACUCCCCAGAUGGCCGCAACGGAGCCAGGAGCUUCUUCCCGAUCUCCCAUGAGGGUGCAGGGGCCCAAGCACUUGGGCCAUCUUCUGUUGCUUUCCCAGGCCACAGCAGAGAGCUGGAUGGGAAGAGGAGCAGCCGGGACUAGAACCGGCGCCCCCAUGCUGGCCUGCGGGCGGAGGAGUAGCCUGCUGCGGCCUGGCACCGGCCCCUGUGAUGCAGCCUUUUCUAAAGCAGUGAGUGACUCAGGGCUGAUGGUCCAGCCAGCAGGUCAAGGCACCACUGAUGACGGGACUGCCACUGCUGCCCUGCUUCCCGUCAGCCCCCUGCUCACGGCCUGGGGAAGGCAGCCCACGACUGCCCAAGUGCUCGGGCUCCUUCUGUCCCCGUGGGAGACCCGGAUGGAGCUCUGGGCUUCUGGCUUCAGCCUGGUUUAGACCUGGCUGUUGCAGCCAUUUGGGGAAGGAAUCAGCAGGUGGAAACUCUCUCUCCCUCUUUGUUUCUCUCCCUGUCUCUCUUGUUUUGCCUUUGAAACAAACAUAGAUGUUUAAAAUAAAUUAACCAAUCUUUUUCACCACAUCCCAGUUUCCAGGACUGCGGUAGCUUGGCGUCGUUUUCCUUGUGGGUAGCAGUGCUGACCGGGGCGGGCGCUGGGUGUAGCUGGGGACACCUGGCUGCACGUUGGAGAGCGUGGCUUUGAGUCCCUCCCCCAUGCCUGCCCCAGCUUCCUCCUGAUGUGCAACCGAGGAGGCUUCAGAUGGUGGCUCGAGGACUUGAGUCCCUGCCGCCCAGGUGGGGGACCUGGAUGGAGUUCCAAGCUGGCUUUGGCCUGAACCCAGCCAUGAGUGCUGUGGGCCUUGGCCGAGAGAACGAGCAGGCCUUCAGAGGGGCUGCUUCUGCCUCUCCGCGUGGAAAUCCAGGAAGUCUUACACGUUCAGGUUCUGUAGGAGACCCAGGAUGCCGGCGCCUGCUCAGGCUCCAGAGGAGGAAACAGGCCCCGAACCCCCUGCUUCCCAGCCCGCGGCCCACUGUGCUCUCUGCCCGCAGAGGAAGCUCCUAGGUCGCCGUUGCCUGUCUGGGAAGGGCCGUCACGUUUCCGUGCCCUGCCCGGACACCUGCCCCAGGGGGCUGCGCUCCAAAAGGACCCAGCCUUGGGACCCAUUCUCAGCAGCACGUGGCCCCGGCCUGGGCUCGCAGAGGCGUGGAGGGCCUGACUUCUCCUUCGAGCUGCUGCCUGAGGCUCGGGUGAUUCGGGCGACCGUUCCGCCAGGCCCCGAGGUCCAUCUGCGUCUUUGUCAUCAGUGGGCACUGGAAUGUGAAGAGCCGAGCAGCCCCUUCGAUGCCCAGAAAAUCGUGUCUGGGGGCCACACUGCUGACCUGCCGUACGAAUUCCUCCUGCCCUGCCUGUGCAUAGAGGCAUUCCACCUGCAAGAGGACACCGUGAGGCGCAAGAAGUGUCCCUUCCAGAGCUGGCCCGAAGCCUAUGGCUCAGACUUCUGGAAGUCGGUACACUUCAGCGACUAUAGCCAGCGCGAUCAGAUGGCCAUGGCCCUGACCCUCCGCUGUCCGCUGAGGCUGGAGGCCUCCCUGUGUCAGAAGCAAGAGGGGCACACCCUCUGCGAGGACGUCCCCAAUGCCACAGCUCGAGAGUCAGAGGGGGUGAGGACAGACCUUCCCUGCCCCUCCCCCACAAGGGCCGGUGGUGGGCAGGACCGGGGCCCAGGGCCUUCUGCCUGCCUGCCUGCUCUCUCCCCACAGUGGUAUAUUUUGGACAAGGUGGACUUACACCCUCAGCUCUGCUUCAAGUUCUCCGUGGGAAACAGCAGCCAUGUGGAAUGUCCCCACCAGACUGCAGGGGCUUGCACAUCCUGGAACGUGAGCAUGGAUACCCGGGCCCGGCAGCUGAUCCUUCACUUCUCCUCGACGGUGCAGGCCACCUUCAGUGCUGCCUGGAGCCACCCAGGCUUGGGGCACGACCCCUUGACAUCCCCCGUGUACAGUGUCAGCCAGACCCAGGGCUCAGGCCCAGUGACACUGGACCUCGUUAUUCCCUUCCUGAGGCCGGGGGGCUGUGUCCUGGUAUGGAGGUCAGAUGUCCAGUUUGCCUCGAAGCGCCUCUUGUGUCCAGAUGUCUCUCACAGACGCCUGGGGCUCUUGAUCCUGGCUCUGCUGGCCCUCGCCACCCUACUGGGCGUGGUCCUGGUCCUCACCUGCUGCCACCCACUGUCAGGCCCAGGCCCAGCACGGCCGGUGCUGCUCCUGCACGUGGCGGAGUCCCAGGAGCAGCGGCGCCUCGUGGGAGCGCUGGCUGAACUGCUGCGGACGGCGCUGGGCGGCGGCCGGGAUGUGAUCGUGGACUUGUGGGAGGGGACGCGCGUGGCGCACGUGGGCCCUCUGCCGUGGCUGUGGGCAGCGCAAGCGCGCGUGCUGCGGGAGCGGGGCACGGUGCUGCUGCUGUGGGGCCCUGCCGGCGGCUCCGACCCCUGCACCGCGCCCCUGCACGCCCUGCUCGGCGCCGCGCCCCGCCCGCUGCUGCUGCUCGCGUACUUCAGCCGCCUCUGCGCCAAGGGCGACAUCCCUCGGCCGCUGCGCGUGCUGCCGCGCUACCGCCUGUUGCGCGACCUGCCGCGCCUGCUGCGGGCUCUGGGCGCGCGCCCCGGUACCGGUACCGUAGCCGCGGGCCCGGACUGCCUCGGAGCUCGGCAGGGCUUGCGGGGCCGCCUGGAACUUUGCCGCCGGCUGGAACGCGAGGCUGCCACGGUUGCCGGCCACGUCUGACAGCUCCACUCCUGUCCGGAGGCGGGCGGUGCGGGGGACGGGUGCGGGCCAGAACCUCCUUGGGCCCUGGAACCUCUGGGGUGCUACCUCAGGACUACCUGCGGAAAAGCCUUUAUCUGCCUCGCGGGCAGGCAUCCCAGCCUGUCCUCCACAGCCUGGCAGUCACCGUCCCUAGGGAGAGGCCGGCCCUUUACUGAGAGCCCCGGCGGACCCUCGUCCUCUCUCCUAGCCCCUAGGGAGUGCGAGCCGCAAAUGCUGUAGGCUCUGAGUGGGGAGGGAGCUCUGGUCCCAGAAGAGGCUCAGCCCUGGGUGGCCAGGAGACCCAGAGAAAAAUAAACACGGACAUGACAAGCCGAGCUACACCA